Molecule: messenger RNA, 951 nt
Organism: Mercenaria mercenaria
Lineage: Eukaryota; Metazoa; Mollusca; Bivalvia; Venerida; Veneridae
Product: piggyBac transposable element-derived protein 4-like
Exons: 2
Coding region: 1-951 (316 amino acids)
Source: RefSeq, a predicted model, not a curated record
AUGUCGAGAAACCGGUACCAUUUAUUGAACACUUUCUUGCACUUCAACGAUAACGAUCAGCGGGUAGCAAGGGGACAGGAAGGAUGCGAUCCUCCCUUCAAGGUUCGGCCACUGUUAGAUAUGAUAGAUGUGAGAUACACUGAUGCUUAUGCCCCGGACAAGGAACUCUCUAUCGAUGAGUCUAUGAUUAAAUUCAAAGGGCGGAUUUUUUUCCGCCAAUAUAUGCCCGCGAAGCCAACUAAAUGGGGAAUCAAAACCUUUGCAUUAUGCGGGAGCAACACAGGUUAUGGAUUGCGCUUCCUGAUACACACAGGAAAGAAUACUUUCAGUGCUGAUAGAUCUUCUGAACAGGAAUUGAAAGUACAGGGAAUUGGAGCGUGUGGUACAGUCAAGCCUAAUAGGAAGUUCAUGCCUUUUGCCAUGCAGCCAUCUGCUUUGGCAUUAGAUGAAGGAGAUGAUCCAGAAUUCGUGCGCACCCAAGAUCUUAUAACAUGUGCCAUGGUAGACACCAAACGCGUUCAUUUCCUAAGUUCUGUGCACUCUGACAAUACAUUCGACAAGGUUGUUCGGGAUAGAAAAGCAGCAGGCGGAAGACGAACAGUUGUGCGACCCGUUAUGUGUGACGCAUAUAAUUCUCAUAUGAAUGGCGUGGAUGUUUUAGACCAAAAGCUUGGAUCCUAUAGUUACCCGCACAAAUCCGCUAAAUGGUACAUGACAGUCUUCCACCGACUUAGAGAAGUGGCCCUAGUCAAUUGGUAUAUUAUCUACUGCAAGUCUGUACAGGAAGGAGGAACACCCAUGACAACUGUAACAUUCCGUGAAAAGGUAAUUGACGGAUUACUUGAAGGAUGGGACCUGUGUGCGAGUAAGAAAGGCAGGCCGUCGUUAACAGAAAAGCCUGACCGAUUGACCGGGCGACACUUUCCGGGACAGUACACUGACCCCAAGUAA